AUGAAGUUCAUUACAAUCGCUACUGCCCUUUUCGCCAUGUUUGCCGUUUCUGCAUUUGCUCGUCCCAAUGACCACGAUGACGAUUACGAUGAGCAUCACGGUGGAGACCACGGCGGUUAUCAUCACGGUUAUGACCACGGUUAUGGCCGUGGCCACAGCCGCAACGGUGGUGACGACGACCUCAAAAUCCAUGGCUGUGAAGGUCAAGGCGAUCUCACUGGUCUCCUCCCCGGAGUCUUGCAGGCUGGUAUCCUUUCCAACAACAAGAAGUACUGCAUCCAAACAAUCGAAGACACCGACCAUUAGAUAUAGCUGCAUUCUGUCUAGCCAUUGUCGUUGUUGGUUUUCAUCAUUCUCAUAUCAUCUCAUCUUUAUUACUGCUCCUCUACGUAGUACAUUUUUCACCAUUUGUAAUCCCUUUUGUGGAAAUGUUUUUGUUAGAAAGCAAAUAAAUCAG
Molecule: messenger RNA, 457 nt
Organism: Zychaea mexicana
Lineage: Eukaryota; Fungi; Mucoromycota; Mucoromycetes; Mucorales; Lichtheimiaceae
Exons: 2
Source: RefSeq, a predicted model, not a curated record